AUGAAGACAUCGCCCGGAGCGUGGAUUGCGCGUCCCAGUCGUGAACGAGUAAAUGAAGGCACGAUCGGUUUGGAAAUCUUGGACGACGUCGCUGAAGCGGUUAUCGACGGGGAUGAAGAUCCCGCACGCAGUCUGUCGGGUUCCAUUCACAUUCUACCGCUGCCAUCCCGUCAGUGCGAGGCUCGCAGACCACCGCCGCAUCCCGUGUUUGCACCAGAAGACGGGGAGUCAACUGUAGAGGAGACCAAGCCGGCCAAGAAGAGUCACAAGUCCAAGAAAGAGACAUCCAAGAAGGAGAAAUCCAAAAAGGAGAAAUCCAAGAAGGAGAAGGCCAAAAAGGAGAAGUCCAAGUCCAAGAAGGAGAAAUCCCCAAGGGAGCGUUCGCCUUCGCUUAACAGCGCAAUGCAGUGCUCUCGGCCAGCUCCGAAGCGCUACUUUCGCUUCGAUCUCACCGUGGGUACUCCACAGGACGUUGCCGACGACUUGGAAGCCCUCUUCAAGGAAGCGGCGCUCAAGGACGUAAGCGUGCACGAAUUGGCCUACCCAUGGACCGACUCCGAGGUGUGGUAUGAUCAGGACGCCUUCUUCCACAUCCACGUUGAGCAUGGCGCUGGUGGAUGA
This is a messenger RNA of Phytophthora nicotianae INRA-310, 621 nucleotides long. RefSeq lists its product as hypothetical. NCBI's taxonomy places the organism in Eukaryota, Oomycota, Peronosporomycetes, Peronosporales, Peronosporaceae. The record is from RefSeq and is a predicted model, not a curated record. Bases 1 to 621 code for a protein of 206 amino acids. The transcript has 2 exons.